This is a messenger RNA of Alternaria burnsii, 465 nucleotides long. RefSeq lists its product as uncharacterized. The transcript has a single exon. The record is from RefSeq and is a predicted model, not a curated record. The coding region runs from base 1 to 465 and encodes 154 amino acids. NCBI's taxonomy places the organism in Eukaryota, Fungi, Ascomycota, Dothideomycetes, Pleosporales, Pleosporaceae.
AUGAACAUUGGUUUCAUCGUUUUUGGCUGUAUUCUGGCCUUUACACUUUGCCCCACCCUUAUAUUGUUCCUCUUUUUCAGUUGCUUAGACGGGUACAAGGCGUACAAACGUACCAAAGCCUGGGAUAAAAGCCGUCACCAGCACUCCAUCAACACACAGCCAUCUGAAACCAUCCGCUGCCUCCCUGAAAAGGAUGGCGAUCUGGAAUUCUACGACACUGAGGACGAGGAAGAACACCAUCAGCGCAAGGCUGAGGAGAAAGCAGACCAGCACCUCACUUUCUAUGGGAAAUUUUGGAAAGAGUUCCGCUACCAGCAAUCAGGCAAGAUAGGAUUGGACGAAAUGAAGAAGAAGGAUCGCGAAGAGAGGAGGAAAUUGGCUAAAGCGGUAGUGAGGGAAUUAGACCUCAGGGAGCGCAACAAGGUGAAGAACACCAACAAAGUGCAGUCCUUGGGGACUUUGUAG